Molecule: messenger RNA, 267 nt
Organism: Marasmius oreades (fairy-ring Marasmius)
Lineage: Eukaryota; Fungi; Basidiomycota; Agaricomycetes; Agaricales; Marasmiaceae
Exons: 1
Coding region: 1-267 (88 amino acids)
Source: RefSeq, a predicted model, not a curated record
AUGCAAAUUAUCCCCAAGCUCAAUGUCUCAUUGUCUUCCACUGUCGAGUACCUCAUCUCUGAAAAGCCAUCUGUUUUCCAGAACCAUGCGAGGGUAUCAAUGGUAAGCUGUCUGAAAGGAGAAGGAUUUGAUAUCUUGAAAGGAAUGUAUUUCUUGUUGAUGAUGUUGGCGGUGGCAAGGCUCGCGAUCAAAUUCAAUCAUUUGGAGUCAGAACCUUAUCGCUUCCAACCUAUCAAUGGUGCGAAGACUUAUCCUUACACCAAGUGA